AUGAACCGCUGUAAACUUUCAGCACUGCUGCUCCUCGGCCUGUCGACUGGUGGGGCUGCGGUUGCCUUCAGCCUGUGGGCCCGCAGGAAGAAUGCCAGGAAAGGCCCCCUCAGAGGGGAAGCUGAACUAGGAGCAGAGGCGGCCCAGCAGGAAGUUUGGGGAAUGAUGCCCAGUGUUGAGCAAGUGGAGCCUGAAAGCGGGAGAUGCUCUGGUCUCGCAGUCAUACUCGAGACAGAUCUGGAGUAUGGAAGCUCAGAUCCAGAGUUUAGUGAGUGGGAAGAUGAAAUGGGAGAUCUGUGUCCAGGUGAGAAUAAUCUGUAUUUACAGGCAGGUUAUUCAGAGCUCAGCACUGGGAAUCUGAAUAUAGAAACAGGGAACCAGAAUAUGGCUGAUAAUAUGGAAGAAAGGGACAAAGGAAAGCAGCAUGGAAUUAGUCCUCAAGAACAGCCAGGUGGAAAGCCAGGUCCCGAGUCAGCCCUCAGGAAUUUUCUUCCAGAUGUGGCCAGCCCAACAAUGACCCAAGUGGGUGAAAAUAAGGAUACUGGGGAUAAGAACAUGAUAAAUGAAAACCACAAUGAAGGAAUGGUUGCAGAGGAGAAAGUGGAAAAUGAAAACAAAGACAAUGUAAUUGUCACAGAAGAGAAAGUGAGAUGUGACAGUGAGGAUCAAGAAGUGGGUGGCGAAGAACAAGUGAAGAACGAUGAAGAGAGCCCAGAUUGUGGAACAGGUGACGCUCCAAUGGUGCUGAUGGGAGAGAGAAGAGUGCCGUUGAGCAGAAGUCUUGAAUCUGUAGGAGAAAAGCCGAUAUUUGAACAAAGAAGGUCCAUGGAGGUGAGAUCGGUGGAGCACAGGAAGAAACUGAACAAGAGAGGAGAUCCACCAAGAGGUCAAAAAUUCAAUACAGAUUGGCAGAGAUGUGGACAGCCAGAACGCAGAGAUGAGGAAGUGGAUUUCACAAUUUAUAAACCGGUGGCUGAAGAUAUGACACUCCGAUCAGGAUUCGGGAAAGAGGAGUCAGUAGCUGUCACAAACGACACAGAAGUUUCGAAUCCAAAUUCUUUCAUUAAAGCUGAAGACUUGUUCGUGGAUGAAGGUAUUAGAGCCAUGCGCAGAGGGAGUCAUCUGCUGAAGGUCAGGUCUCCCUCAUGGAUGAGAUUCCGCUUGUACAAGCUGCAGAAGGACUAUCAGACAGUGUGGUACAGCUCAGAAAAGAUCUGCAAGUGGGCCAGGAACCAAACCUUCUCGAUUUAUGACAUCGAGGAGGUGAGGGCAGGUCACCAUUCAGAGGUGACCUUGGAGAAUCGCAGUGAUUACAACUUCAGCAUCAUCUUUAAAGGAAGGGAAAAGAACUUGGACCUGGUGGCCAACAGUGCCAAGGAAGCUCAGUACUGGAUUAAUGGCCUUAAUAAUCUGAAGAAGUACUACACCAGAAAGGAAUGGAGAGAGAAGAACUGCUACAUGAUCAGAUAUCAGCUGGAGGGUCGCAACAGAGUCAAGGCCUACGUCAGCUGUCCGGACUGCUCACGUGCUGCAAGGUCAUCCAUUGCAGCAGGUUUGAAGGUGCCACCAGCAACCAGCUCCUGGAUGAGAUAGUAUCCUUCGUGGAAACUACGUUCGAUAAACUGGUGCAGGACUCAGACACACACUUUCAUCCCAUUGCCCAUCCUUCCUCUUCUUCCCCGACUCCCACUCUUUGUCCUCCCUCUCACACUCCCACCGUUUCUCCUCCCCACCCUCUUCCUCCUGCCCUCCCACCACAAUGCCUGCAGUGGCCCUCAAUGUUGGGCAGGAGAUAGACAUGUACCACGGUAAAUUGUGACAAUGGUUUCGCUGGUGAGAACCUGAAGACAAAGUUCCUGCGACAGAGAAAGCCCACAUUUGACCCGAGAACAUCCAGUUGGGACCCUGGCUGAACUGAAAGAAGCUGCACGUGAAGGAUACCACCACAUCCACCAUCUGUCUGCAAACGGUGAACUCCUGCCCUCUGCCUCGCUCUCCACCCACAUCAUGAUCGAAUGAAUCCUCGUCGUCAUCAUCUCCUCCGCUUGGAUUCCUGACUUACCAGGAGCUGGAACAGAGAACCACCUUGACCAGACGGAGAUGGACAGAGGGACAGUGGGAGUGGG
Messenger RNA from Mobula hypostoma (lesser devil ray), 2126 nucleotides. RefSeq lists its product as uncharacterized. The transcript is spliced from 7 exons. The record is from RefSeq and is a predicted model, not a curated record. The coding region runs from base 1 to 1593 and encodes 530 amino acids. Lineage: Eukaryota; Metazoa; Chordata; Chondrichthyes; Myliobatiformes; Myliobatidae.